AUGGACGCCUGCAUGUACAGCGUGGACUCGCAUCCCUACGCUGAGUCGUCCUGCAGGACAGGAUUAGACGACCUCCCUGAUGAGACCUACGUCUUCCCCGCGCCAUGGGUUCCUCAGGAUCUGCCGUGGACCUCGGCUCCUCCGACAUCGAUCUACGACCAUAUGUUUUCUCGCGCGUCUGUGCUCAAUCCUCCUCGCGCCCCCGCGUCCCGGCCCCAGUCGUCAGCUCGCCCAUACAAUAUGAUUCCCCCACCGCAGCCUUAUUCUCGCGCCCCCGCCCCUUCCAACGAUGCAACCUCUUCUCGAGCCCCCUCUCCCCAUGAGGCGACGCCGCCACCGAACCCCAAGCUGGUAUUCCGCCUCCCGAACUUCGCCUUCACCAACGUGCAGCCCGCCGCAGCGCCGACGUCGAUCAACCUCGCUCCAACGGAAAGCGCCUCAAACUCGACGUCGAAUGCCACCGCCCCAACGACGAGCACCUCCACCCGCCGAUCCGCAAAGACGCGCGCCGCCGCCGCCAUGAAGUCGCUCUCUGCGAAGAUCCUGUCUCGUCCGAAGCCUUCACGGGCGUCCUCGUCCUCUACGGCUGCUUCGACGUCGUCUACCGCCGCUUCCGCGUCGACGGCCGCUGCCUCCGAGUCCGCGGAAUCGGACACCACCAUCGUGGAUGACCUUCACUGGGAAAUCGAGCCGCUCCCCGGCACCGUCCAGCGCCCCUACACGCUCGAGCAGACGGACCACUGGCAGAAGGUGAAGGCGUAUGUCGCGAAGAUCCUGAAGAGCGCAACGGGCAAGCAGUAUAAGGCUGUGGACCUCGACCCGGACGAGGUCGUGGAUAGAUUUUUGGAGGAGAGGUAUGAGAGGACGGGGAUGAAGCCGACGGUUAGGAGAAGCGUUGCUAAGACGCCGGCGGGGAAGAAGACGAGCGCGCGGAAGGGGGCGAAGAGGGCGAGGGUUGUGGUCGAGCCUGAGUCGGAGGACGAGGAGGACGACGUUGAGGAGGCUGAGGAGGCAGAAGGGGAACAUAUGGAGGCUGACGAGCAGGAGGAAGAGGACGACGACGAUGAGGAGUACGUGCAGGAGGUGCAGCAACCUGCCGCCAGGGCCGGCACCAAGCGCAAGCGGCCCGCUACCGACGACGAUGACGAUGACGACGACGAACCCGCCAAGCCCACCAAAGACGAGCGCACGAACCACGACAUCGGCGAGCGCAUCGAGCUCUUGCGCCUUGACGAGAUGGUCAUCUGUUUCGGCGCGCACCAUGUCCUCUGCGCGGGCUGCCUUCGCGUCAUCGGGACUGAGGCGCGGUGGGACUUCUACAACGGCGGCCUCUGGCACAAGCACAAGUACCGCAACUGCAAGGGGUUCAAGCGGUGGGAGGAGAAGCCGCCAAGCAAGGAGGACCUGAUGGCGUGGCAGAAGUCGCGCAACCAGUGCGCGGAUGGGCUGCUCAAGGUGUACAUGAAGGUGGAGAAGGACCGCAGGACGGCGCGCUGCCACUGCGAGCGCCUGGGGCUGGAGGAGGAGCGCCUUGCGGCAUACUGGCUGAAGCACUCGAGGAACAACUUUCGCAACUUUGCCAAGAAGAUGGCGAAGAAGGCGCCUUGGAACUUUGGCUAUCAUUAA
Schizophyllum commune H4-8 is the source of this 1626-nucleotide messenger RNA. RefSeq lists its product as uncharacterized. The transcript is spliced from 4 exons. Bases 1 to 1626 code for a protein of 541 amino acids. Lineage: Eukaryota; Fungi; Basidiomycota; Agaricomycetes; Agaricales; Schizophyllaceae. The record is from RefSeq and is a predicted model, not a curated record.